Messenger RNA from Rhinichthys klamathensis goyatoka, 2449 nucleotides. It is a transcript of the gene mep1bb, whose product is annotated as meprin A subunit beta b. Gene Ontology annotation, biological process: proteolysis. The coding region runs from base 61 to 2289 and encodes 742 amino acids. The record is from RefSeq and is a predicted model, not a curated record. The transcript is spliced from 14 exons. Gene Ontology annotation, molecular function: protein binding; metalloendopeptidase activity; zinc ion binding. Lineage: Eukaryota; Metazoa; Chordata; Actinopteri; Cypriniformes; Leuciscidae. Gene Ontology annotation, cellular component: membrane.
UUGUGCUGAUAUCAGACCAAAAUUCCUCUGUCAGUCAGUCUGUGCUUCAUAGCCUCAAGCAUGUUUCACAUAUUUUUGUUUAUUUUGCAUAUCUUAUGUCUCUUUGGCUGUCAAGGUAGAUGUGAGGCAACACAACGAGUGAUCGAAUAUAAUGUAGAUGGCGGAAAAGAAGAUCUGUUUGAUGUUAAUGAAGAUGCGGGUCUUGAUCUAUUCGAGGGAGAUAUUUUAUAUGAUGAGAAAUUGGGGAGAAAUUCUAUAAUCGGGGAUGAAUACAGAUGGCCAAAAACAAUUCCUUAUUACCUUGAGGAUGAUUUGGAUAUCAAUGCAAAAGGGGUUAUCCUGAAGGCCUUUGAACAGUAUCGGUUGAAGUCAUGUAUCGACUACACACCAUGGAAUGGAGAAGAAAACUAUAUCUCUGUAUUUAAAGGCAAUGGCUGCUUUUCAUCAGUUGGUAACCGGCGAGUUGGCAAACAGAGGCUGUCCAUUGGCAGCGGAUGUGAUCGAAUCGCCACCAUUGAGCAUGAGUUUCUCCAUGCAUUAGGCUUCUGGCAUGAGCAAUCUCGCUCUGACCGUGACGACUAUGUCUCCAUCAUCUGGGACCGCAUUUCAGAAGACAGGAAGCAUAACUUCGUCAAAUACGACGACACUACAUCCAGUUCCUUGAACGUACCUUAUGAUUAUGGUUCCAUGAUGCAUUACAGUAAGAAAGCUUUCCAGAAUGGCACUGAUCCCACCAUAGUCACCAAGAUCCCUGCCUUCAGUGACGUCAUAGGCCAGCGCAUGGAGUUCAGCGACAGCGACCUGCUCAAACUCAACAGACUCUACAACUGCAAAAGCUCCUCCACAUUUCUGGACUCCUGUAACUUCGAAUCGGAAAAUAUCUGUGGAAUGAUCCAAAGCCAUGAAAAUGCUGCAAGCUGGCAGCGAGUUUCCAAAGCUACAGGUGGACCAGACACUGACUACACCAACAUGGGACGUUGUGAUGGAAAGGGUUAUUUCAUGCACUUGAGCACAGCGGUUGGGAUGGAGGAGGACAAGGCACUGCUGGAGAGCAGGAUUCUUUACCCCAAGCGAGGAUUCCAGUGCCUGCAGUUUUUCCUCUACAAUAGCGGUCAUCCUAGUGACCAGCUCAGGAUCUGGACGCGAGAGUUCGACAUGGCAAACCCGAACGGGACCCUGCAUCUCAUUCAGCAGAUUGAAGCUCCUCCCGGUGGCCUGUGGCAAAUCCACCACGUGAGCCUGAACGUCUCCAAAAAGGUCCGUGUGGUGUUCGAGGGAAUUAAAGGGAGUGGAAACACAGGCGGACUCUCACUAGACGACAUCAACCUAUCAGAGACGACUUGCCCUGAACAUGUAUGGAUGAUUAAGGACUUCAGAAGCAUUCUGGAGAACACGCCAAUGGACACUGCUAUUUAUAGCCCGCGUUUCAGAUCUAAGGAUGGCUACACCUUCCAAAUGAGCCUGUAUCCCAAUGGCACAGCUGGAUACCCAGGCGAGCUGGGAGCUUAUGCUCACUUAACGUCAGGGGACGAUGCCGUGAAUGACAGUCUGGUCUGGCCUGCCCGCUGGAAGCAGAUGACCAUGAUGCUGAUGGACCAGAACGCAGACAUCCGCAAACGUAUGUCCAACCAGAGGAGCGUAACAACAGACCCCACGAUGAAAGUGGAAGGGACUGAACAUUUCUUCUGGGAUGAUCCACGUAAAGUUGGGAUGAAAGUAACAGAAGACGACGGGACAGAGUACUUCCGUGGUCCAGGUGCCGGGACCCCCGUUUACCUCACCCAGGCCAGAGCCCUGAGCCGAGACUUCAUCAAGGGCGGAGAUGCCAUCUUCCUCCUCACAAUGGAAGAUAUCUCUCAUUUGGUUGCUUCACAGCCCUUCCCUUCCACAACCAUGACUCCAACAAACUCAACUGCGGCAACACCCGGUCCAACAAAUUCAGACAACACGUCAACCAGCACUACAUCUGCCACCACCACCACUACACCUCACGACCCAUGUGUGUCAGUGCAAUGUGAAAAUGAUGGCGUGUGUGUGCUGAACGACGCAGGAGAGGCGAUGUGCAGGUGCGCGGUGGGUAACGACUGGUGGCAUUACGGCGACAGAUGCCAGUUUAGGAGCUCUGCCCAAAACAACAUCAUCACCGCCGUACUGGCGUCUGUCACGGUGUUUGCCAUCAUGCUGAUCGUGACGAUAGUCAGCGUGGUCUGUGUGAAGAAGCACCAGAGGAAAGCACGGCUUGCUGGAGAGGGAAUCACCAUGAAAAACAUGCACUCGUUCAGGGCAUGAGGAUCUGACGCGUUUCUCUAAAGGCCCAUUCACACCAACACAGAAGACUAUACGGAUAACUGUGAGCAUUAGCGCACACACUAGCGGACGACGUCGUUCUGUUUAUUCUAAGCGGUUUUGUCACCUUCCGCUUUAAAUGCUCUUUAAAUCAUGAAGGAUU